This is a messenger RNA of Pochonia chlamydosporia 170, 2271 nucleotides long. Its product is annotated as replicase/helicase/endonuclease. The transcript has a single exon. The coding region runs from base 1 to 2271 and encodes 756 amino acids. The record is from RefSeq and is a predicted model, not a curated record. Lineage: Eukaryota; Fungi; Ascomycota; Sordariomycetes; Hypocreales; Clavicipitaceae.
AUGCCGCCACCAACGAGCAACCAGGACCGACUGCGCAUGAUACGGACCCCUGUUCAAUCGUUUUUUAACGAUAAUAGCCAAGCACUGUUGGAAACUUUCUCCAUCAAUACACAAGUCAACCAGCGCAGCCGGUUUCCACCGCCCGACAAUGGCAGGGGUCGUUACGCAAAAGACGAUGAUAUUAUUAUUGUUAAUACUACAAGGGUUCGUCGCCGUCGUCAUCGUCAUCGUAGUAACGAGGAUACAGAGUUUCCCUCGGCGAGACCUCGACGGCGCCGGGUGGGCGCGAUAUUCGCAGAAGCUGAGGUGCGAUUUCGAGGCAUGAGGAAAAGAUUUAAGGACCGCUGGAACAAGGAGUUCCCCGAUACACCAUGUGCCGAGUGCGCAACCUUGCUGCUCCCGAGGAAGCGCCAACAGAGAGCAUUCCAGGACAACCAUGAAUACGGCAUCACCAGAGUGUUCAAUGUUCCUGUGACUGACGAACCUGGUGGCGUGAUUCUCUGCGAGGACUGUCGCAAAGAGCCUCAGGCUCCUAUAGACUGCGGCAAGGUCCCUCAGUGCAUUGCUUCUCUUCCACGGCGAUCGACUCUAUUCAUAUCCCCUUUCAAGUUGGAUACGAAUCUAGGAAGGACUUUAGGGUACGACUUACACGCAACCCCUUACGUGUACCGUACCUUGUCAGGCGUUAUUAAUACGAAUCCGAUUAAUGAGCGAGCGAACAUGCUCUAUUCUGGCACACUUGGGGCUUAUCUGCAGAGCAGUCCACAUCGAGUAGACCAACACCAGAAUCUCGAGCAUCUAAUUCAUGUUCGCAAUUGGCUGCUGCAAAGAAACCCCGUCUUCCAAAGGAAUGAUGUGCGGGCGCAUCUUCAAAUCAACCACCCGUUACCAACUGUCGACCUCCCUGAGAACAGCGAUGAGCAGCGACCUCAAACACGCCCGGAUCUUGUCAUGAACCCCUUUCAGUACGACCAAGAAACAAGGAAUGAGCAUUUCCGAUACGACAGGCUCUCCAUUGGGGCAGUACAGGUCCCCGAAGGACAUCCUCCAAAGCCGAUGCUAUAUCGAACUGAUCCGGAUGUCGAGGUGCUCUGCUUUCCGCACGUUUAUCCUUACGGGAAAGGACAAUUUGUACAAGGAGAGCGCCGCGAAGAUGGGCGCUCUAGAUAUACGCGCCACAUGGACACAAAACGGAAGCUCAAUUCCUACAACCGCGCUUUCAGAGACGAUUAUUACUGGGCUGCGUGGGCAUACCAAGAAAUGGAAGCGACAAGAAUCUUUCAGAAUACAAAUCGCCUUAUUCAUAAUAAAACGAGGCAAGCUAUAGACAACCGUCUUCCUCAGCAUCAACUCCUACAGCAGUCGAAUUAUGGGACACAUUCUAUUAUUAGUGAAACUCUCACACAUGGUAUACCUGGCUCAAUCCGAACCGGAGAAGCUUAUUUUCUCGAAAAGGAACGCCUCGUAAACUCGAUGAUUGCAGGCCACGGGCUCCCCCAACUCUUUAUCACGCUGACUUUUAAUGAAGGCUGGGAAGAAUUUAAGAACAUUUUGCGGUCUAUCUCUUCUACUGCUAUGCCAUCCAACCAUCCAUGGGAGGGAGUUCAAUAUUACUACGAGAGGAUCCAUAAUCUAAAAUCCAAAUUCUGGAAAGGGAAGUCCAACCACGCCAAGUUUGGUGUCCUAAAGGAACUAAUCGAAAGAUUUGAGUUUCAAUUACGGGGCGCAAUACACAGCCAUUGCUUAUUGUGGACUGAGAAGUCUAUCGUGGAAUUGCUUGCGUUUGGUUUUGUCCGCGCAGAUAUUCCCGAUCCCGAAAAGGAGCCUGAGUUGCAUAGCCUUGUCAUGAAAUAUCAGAUUCACAAAUGCAAAGACCACAUUUGUGGCGGACCCGGGAGGUACGGAAAGUGCUCCAAGGGCUUUCCAGCAGACGUGUCGGGCAGGACGUUUCAUCAGCCUGGCAACCCCAGGUAUACUUAUGCCCGCACCGAAGCUGACGUGUGGGUAAUUCCUUAUAACUCUCAAUUGCUAUUAAUCUGGGAAGGCCACUGCAACGUUCAGUUCGUGACGAGCCAAGGUCUUGCCUCUUACAUCACGAAAUACGUCACCAAACGAGCCACUCUCUCAGGUCGUUGUGGGCGAUUGUACAACAACUCAGAAGCACCUGUUGGCUCGCAGAAUGGGAUCUAUGGAAAUAAUUGUGCUGUGCUUGGGGUUGGACAUUUUUCGCUGCACCAGCGGAUCUCUCUACCUUCCAACCAGUAUUCCUGA